This is a messenger RNA of Pyricularia oryzae 70-15, 3699 nucleotides long. Its product is annotated as importin alpha re-exporter. Gene Ontology annotation, molecular function: nuclear export signal receptor activity; small GTPase binding. The record is from RefSeq and is a predicted model, not a curated record. Gene Ontology annotation, biological process: protein export from nucleus; protein import into nucleus. The transcript is spliced from 6 exons. NCBI's taxonomy places the organism in Eukaryota, Fungi, Ascomycota, Sordariomycetes, Magnaporthales, Pyriculariaceae. Gene Ontology annotation, cellular component: cytosol; nuclear envelope. Bases 154 to 3027 code for a protein of 957 amino acids.
AGCCAACGGGAGUUGUUUGUUAUACUGGAUGGACCUUGGGCGCAAGAUUCUAUUCAGCGAGGCAUUCUUACUUUUUACACCGACUUCACGCAACGCGUCUUCUCUGGUUGAAACUUCACCACACCCACUAGUCACAAGUCAAGUCCCGGCAAGAUGGCCGUCGUAAUCGGCGAGGUUGCUCAGCUCCUUGAUGCGACCCUUGACCCUCAACAUCACAAAAAAGCCGAAGCCGCUCUCAAGAUAGAAGAAAGGAAGCCCCAGUUCUCCUUGACACUUUUGCAGAUCGUCAACUCGGACGCCCUCCCUUCCAAGACUCGUCUGGCAGCCGCGCUCUGUUUCAAGAACUUUAUUAGGGGCAACUAUGUGGACGAAGAUGGCAAGUAUAAGUUGCCCGAGGACGAGGUCGCGACACUCAAGCAAGAGCUUGUCGGACUCAUGAUCUCAUCUCCGCCAAACAUCCAAGCACAGCUCGGCGAUGCCAUCAGCAUUAUUGCGGACUCCGACUUUUGGGAGCGUUGGCAGACACUGAUACCGGAUCUUGUUAGCCGGUUGUCAACGUCCGAUUUCAAGAUUACAAAUGGCGUUCUUGAGGUCGCCCACUCGAUCUUCGUGAGGUGGAGGCCAUUGUUCUCAUCAAACGAGCUUUAUACCGAGAUCAAUCAUGUCCUAUCUCACUUUGGCGAGCCGUUCUUGAAGCUUCUCGACAGCACACACCAACGCAUUGAGGCAGCCAAAGGAGACGCGACACAACUCAAGGGCUGGCUUCAGACGAUGGAUCUUCUCGUCAAGAUCCUGUUCGACCUUUCAUGCCAAGAUCUUCCUCCCAUAAUUGAAUCCAACAUUGCCAGCCUGUGCACACUUCUGCAAACAUAUCUGUCCUACUCCAACACCCUCCUGGAUGGCGAUGACGAGGAGGAGACUGUCAUUGAGAUGGUCAAGUCUGAUAUUUGCUCCGUCUUGACUCUAUAUUUCUCCAAAUUCGAUGAUGAUUUUGGUAACACGGCCCAGGAGUUCAUUCCGGCUGUCUGGCAUUUACUCUCGUCGAUCGGCAUGGAGAAGAGAUAUGACGGACUCGUCAGCAAAGCCCUACAGUUCCUCACCACUGUGGCAGGUAACCCGCGCCAUGCGCCCCACUUCAACAGCGAAACUGUGAUAAAGGAGAUCGUCGAGAAGGUGGUACUGCCAAAUAUCAGCUUACGCGAGUCCGACAUCGAAAUGUUUGAGGACGAGCCGAUUGAGUUCAUUCGGCGUGAUCUGGAAGGCUCAGACUCUGACUCGAGGAGGAGGGCGGCAACGGACUUCUUGAGGAGGCUGCAGGAGAAUGACGACAAACUUGUCACUCAAGUGGUCGGCCAAUACAUCAACCACUACCUCGGGCAGGCCGACUGGAAGUCCAAGGACACUGCGGUCUACCUCUACCUUUCAAUUGCUGCCAAGGGUGCUGUGACGGCGGCAAGGGGAGUUCAGACCGUCAACCCCCACGUCAAUGUGGUCGACUUCUUCCAACAGCACAUUGCCGGAGAUCUGAUCAAGGACGAAGGUGUCGAGCCUAUUUCAAAGGUCAACGCCAUCAAGUACCUGCACAACUUCCGCAGCCAACUUACCAAGGAGCAAUGGAGUGGAGCCAUCCAGCCGCUUAUCGUCAACAUGGCCUCGUCGAACUAUGUCGUAUACACAUACGCCGUUAUCACCGUGGAGCGUGUGCUGUUUCUUACAAACGAACAAGGGCAGCACCUUUUCACGAGAGCGGACAUUGAGCCACUUGCCAAAGACUUGCUGGAGCAUCUUUUCAACUUGGUUGAGAAGGACAGAUCACCUACCAAGAUGCAGGAGAACGAGUUUUUGAUGAGGUGCAUUAUGCGGGUUCUAAUUGUCAUCAAGGACGGCGCAGUCCCGCUGUUGGACACUGUGCUCGAUCGUCUCAUCAGCAUCACAAAUGUGAUCAAACAAAACCCAAGCAACCCGCGUUUCUACUACUAUCACUUUGAGGCCGUCGGCGCCCUGAUUCGCUACUGUGCGGCCACCGAUGCCAGCAAGUUGGAGGCGAAGCUCUGGGAGCCGCUCUCGUCAAUCCUCAAUGAGGACGUCACAGAGUUUGUUCCGUAUGUCUUCCAGCUGUUCGCCGCGCUCCUUGAAUCAUCGCCAAACACUGUAGCGCCAAACAACUUCUUGAACCUCCUGAAGCCCGUGCUUUCUCACACAGUCUGGGAAACCCGAGGUAAUGUCCCUGGAUGUGCUCGUUUUCUCUCAGCAAUCGUACCCAAGGUCGCAGAAGGAAUUGUCGCAGAAGGACAUCUUGAGGCGAUCCUGGGCAUCUUCCAGCGGUUGCUUGCGUCCAAAAAGACUGAGCCGAAUGCUUUUGACAUCUUGGAGGCUAUCGUGGGCUCUUUCCCGGCUUCUGCGCUGGACCAAUACUUCGGAACCAUACAGUCGCUGUUAUUCAAAAAGUUCGAGACGGAUGUGCCCGACUCUUUUAAGCAACGGUUCGUUCGAUUCUACCACCUCGUCUCUGCCCGGGGAGUUGAGGCUGGUUUCGGUGCAGAUUACUUCAUUAAGCAUGCCGAGGCUUUGCAAGCCAAGGUUUUCGUGCCACUCUAUCUGAAUUACGUCCUUCCGGUCACCGCUGGCUUUGCGCGGCCAGUAGAUCGCAAGCUCGGUGUCAUCUCGUACACCAAGACGCUUUGUGAUUCGACUGCCUUUGCUGAGACGUAUGCGAAGGGCUGGGGUUUUACAUGCAACCACCUGCUGGAGCUUCUCAGCAAUCCGCCCAAGGUAACAACCGGAGCAGGCGACGAGUUCAUCACUGAAGCCGAUGUAGAUGACAUCGGAUUUGGUGUGGGCUACACGCCACUCAACACCUGCAAACGGGGUCCUCGUGAUGACUUUCCCGAGAUUACCAACGUGCAAACCUGGGUGAGCGAGUACAUGAAGUCGGCCAACCAGCGUACCGGCGGAAAGCUUGCAACGUUUGUCCAGCAGCGGCUGGAGGAUGCUAGCAAGGCGGAGCUAGCCAAAUAUCUCAGCUGAGAGAUGUUUGUAGCUGUGAAGGGGGGGGAGGGGGGGCGGAUAGUGGGGAGGGAAUGAAAAAAAAAAGUGAGCGUCCAUUAACCUUACAAACGCGCUGCGAUUGGAAUAGGCUGAUCACUGUGGAUAAACAUGGAGUAGCGCAUCAUUCCUCGAGAUCGCUAGGGUCAUCCUUUGUCGUUCUUGAGGGGAAGGCCGUGCGUAUGCGAUGGGAUGAUAGACCCUGAAUAUUAUGUGGGGGAAGUUGACGUACGUUAUAGUACAGCCACCGAGUUUUUGUUUGAAGGCUCAACUUAUAUGCCUUGCCGGAUUUGGGAUGCUUGAAUUGAAGCAAGCACUCUAUUUACCUCUUUGGCCCAUCUGCACCUCCGUUGUCUUGAUUAAUUGUACUGUCUUGCCGGCCUUUGACAAUGGCAAAAAGACAGGCCGUCUUAUUUGGUAGGAGCGACUGCGGAGGUGUGCAGGGGUUGCGACACGUUGCGGCCAUGAAGACGGAGAAUAAUUUAGGCUCAUCGCCAAACAUGCCUUGGCGAACAGUUAAGCUUGACAGGAGGGAGGUACUCAAUGGAGACCUCGCCAUAAUUACAGGAAGGCGCAGGGCGCACAUGGAUUCUGAUUGACCCUUUAAUUUCCUAUUUUACACCUUAAUAUCCACAACACAAACUCUAACUCAGC